Molecule: messenger RNA, 2021 nt
Organism: Apis mellifera (honey bee)
Lineage: Eukaryota; Metazoa; Arthropoda; Insecta; Hymenoptera; Apidae
Product: E3 ubiquitin-protein ligase RNF8
Exons: 4
Coding region: 195-1613 (472 amino acids)
Molecular function (GO): protein binding
Source: RefSeq, a predicted model, not a curated record
UUAUUUUCUAUCUUCAUAUUGACGAGAAAUUCGAUGAGGAAUUUUGAAUACGUUCUUGUAUAAUUUAAUAUUUUUGUUUACUAUUUUUAUAUAUUUAUAAUAAUUAAUAAAAAAAAUAAUAUAAUUGAAAAAGAAUGUACAUUAUUCAAUGUUCUUUUUUAAUUUUUUCUUUUACAAAAGAAUAAUUUUAAAUAAUGGAAGGUUCGAAAACGGAAAAAAGAAUAAAACCUGACGACUCGGAGGAAAAAUUAGUGGAACCUAGUUUAGUGAGAAUUAAUAAACAUGAUUGUGCUCCUCAUAAUAUUCACAUUGAUAAAAAUGAGUUUAAAAUAGGUCGUGCAAGAGAUAAUGAUGAAAUUAUUUUGGAUGCAAUGAUAUCUAGAAAACAUUGCAUUUUAAGAUAUGAAGAAAAUGAAGAGUGGACGAUUAAAGAUUUAAGUUCUUCUGUUACAUUUGUUAACGAUAUUCCUCUAACAUUCGGUAUGAGUCAAAAACUUUAUGAUGGAGAUAUCGUACAAUUUAGUGCAUCUGAAAAAUUUAAAUAUAUAUUUAUUCUUGAUUUUAAAAAUGAGUACAAAGUUAAAAAGCCUAAGUUAGAUGAAAACAUGUUAGAUAAUGUUUUUAUAGAACAAAAAACAUUUGCACAAAAUCAGGAAUGUCAAAAAAAAGUUCUUAAAGAUAAACUACAAAUAAAACAAAAACAACAAGAUAAAUUAAAACAGCAAUUAAAACAACUUUUAAAACAACAAAAUGUUACAAAAGAAGAUACUAAAGAUUUGAAACAACAAAUUAUAUUAUUAGAAAGUAAAAUAAAACAUGGUAAUGUUCAAGAACAGUAUUUGCAAAAUCUGUAUACUGACUUAUUAGAAAAAUUAGAAAAUGAACGGAUAGAAUUUGACAAAAAAUUGAAUGAAGAAAAACAAAAAUGGCAAGAAGCUCUAAAUGUAAGUAAACUUGAGAAAGAAAUGUUAGAAUUAAAAAUGAAAGAACAAAUGGAAAAAUGGAGAGAAGAGCAACAAACUAAAUGGAAAAAUGUUAUGGAAAACAGAGUUAAAGAAGAAAAAAAUAUACAAGCCCAAUUGUUAAAUGAAAAAAUAAUUUUAGAAGAAAAAUUAAAAGAAACAGAAAAAGCUCUGAAAGAACAAGCUAGAAUAGAAAUAAUAAAUAAUGUUGCAGGGACUUCUGAUAAUUCGAAUGACAGUUGUAUAUUUUUAGAAACAAAAAAUCCUUCAGAAUUUCAAAUUAUAGAUACAAUAGAUUUAACAAUUCCUACUCAAAUUGCUUCUAAAGUUGAUGAAAAAGAAAGUGUGCUUGAUAAAAUUAAUGAUAUAAUGGAUGAACAAUUAACUUGCACUAUAUGUUCAGAAUUAUUUGUGAAAGCAACAACAUUAAAUUGCAUGCAUACGUUUUGUCAACAUUGUAUAAAUGUAUGGAAUAAAAAAAGAAAGGAAUGUCCAAUAUGUAGGGCACCAGUAUUAUCAAUGAAUAGAUCAAUAGUUCUAGACAAUUUUAUUGAAAGUAUGUUAGAAAAUUUACCUAUUCGAUUCAAAGAAAGGAGAAAAGAAAUUCUGAAAGAAAGACAAGCAGUGGAGUACAAGAAAAAAAUUCGUUGAACAAUUACCAUGGAAAAAAAUAAUAUUUAAUUUAUUAAUAUUGUUAUAAUAAUGUUAUAUUAAUAUGUACUGUUUCAUAUUAACUUUUAUCAAAGAAUGAUAACAUUUCAUUGUAUAAAUGUUAGCAUUAUAAAAGUAAGAUAUAAUAGUAAAAAUAUGUAAAAAUGUAUGAUUUAUUUUUGCUAUAAAGUUUUUUAAAAGCAAAAAUCUUUUGUUAUGUCAUAGUUGAGUACAUAACACACAAUGAACAUUAUUUGAGAAAAAAAAUAUAACUAAGAAAAGAAUGAUAGCGCUCUCUGGGGGCACAAUAUUAAACAAUUAUUGUAUAUACAUAUAUAGAAUCAUAAUCGUGCGAGUUUUCAUGAAAAUCAGCCAAUAAAAGUUUGACGACGUGCGCAUUUAUGAAAA